GGUUCUGAUUGGCAACUGGGAUCCUGGAACCCGGCAGAGAGUUGGUAUUUGAACACUUCUCCAUCCCUGUAUCCCAUUUGGAAGGAUCGAAUACCAAUGCCUUCCCCUGGUGGCCAAUUUAAGGUUUUCAUCAAGAACACGGUGGGCAACUAUGUUUGGGAACCUUUGCCCUGCAAUCGUACCUGGCCGCGGCAUGGGCUGACACCUGAUACAGAAGUCAAGCUCACGUAUGGUGAAAGUGGUAUCACGACUGUAUCAUUGGGUCGUGCAAAGGAAAGCAACAAGAUGGAGGCAGAUGAUGGUCCAGGGAGCGGCACAUCUGCUCCAGCGAGCCGCGGUACUUCAGCACCUGUGAGCCGCGGUACGUCAGGGAGCCCGAAGAAAUCCAAGGGCUAUGUGAAAAGCACACAGGUCCGGAGCUGACAACAUCCCCCAAACUUGGGAUGCAAUCCGUGGAAAGGAAGCAUAAGGAGAGGAUUCAGUGUGGACCAAAGAUUGACAAUUUCUGAAGUCAGA
This is a messenger RNA of Cladocopium goreaui, 516 nucleotides long. Lineage: Eukaryota; Dinophyceae; Suessiales; Symbiodiniaceae. The record is from the annotation of a GenBank genome assembly.